AACGUCCGAGCGUUGCCUGUUGGUGUUUUUUGUAAGAAACUGAAAAUAAGAGCGUUUGUGGUGCCGUGUAGUUGCAUAACGCGCCUCAGAGCCGUGGUCAGGGUGACUUGGAUAUGACUCGUUCCUCAUCAAUCCGCCAGCUACGGCAGCUGUCGGUCCUAUCUACGCAGUCCACGCGCAGCUCUGUGACCGCCGUGCUCGCCACCUCGUGUCUACUGCUCUCGCAAAUAACGUCCGCCGAAGGUUUCAGCCUUUCUUGGUUUUUCAACGACAGACUUUACCGGGCAAUUGGGGCGCCCAAGAGUAUUGACGAUAUUUUUUAUCCCGACGAGCCAAUUCAGCUCAACGAUGUGUAUGAAGACUUCCGAGUGUACUGGAACAUUCCGACAUUCCAGUGUCACAAGUAUGGCUACAAUUUUACCGAGGUGGCCGAAUGGGGAAUAUACCAAAAUAAAGGGGACAAUUUCCGAGGAGACCAAAUAAGUCUUCUCUACGACCCGGGCUUGUUUCCGGCGCUAUUACAGGGCACUGAGAGUUCUCGCAAUGAUUAUAUAAUCAGAAACGGUGGCGUUCCACACGAAGGCAAUCUCACAAAACAUCUACAAGUGUUCACCGAAGACGUGGUCAAAAGAUUAGUGCCCGAUAGUAAAUUUGCUGGAAUUGCUGUAAUUGACUUUGAGCACUGGCGUCCGAUGUACGAUGAAAAUUUCGGCUCCUUACAAUCCUAUAAAGAUUAUUCAAUGGAAAUCGAAAGAUACUACCACCCGUUGUGGCCGGAUAGUGAACGACAAAAAGAAGCCGCAAGAAAGUUUGAAAAAGCAGCGUAUCAAUUCUUAAAACGAACAUUAGAGAUUGCCAAGUCUUUAAGGCCCAAAGCCCAUUGGGGCUAUUAUGGAUAUCCGUUUUGCUUUAAUUACACGCCUAAGAAUAAUCAACCAAAUUGCUCGCCCGGCGUAAUUAAGAAUAAUGAAAAGACAAAAUGGUUGUUUGAAGAAAGUACUGCCAUAUAUCCGUCAUUGUAUUAUAAAUCGGAGGACAUGAGCGUGGAGACAAGAGCCAAAUUUAUGAAAGGUAGAAUGAUGGAAGCUUUAAGAGUGUCAAAAAUGACGAGUCCGAAAAAACCAGUAUACGCUUACACGUGGCUCAAGUAUUACGAUACAAAACAAUUUGUGGAAAAAGCUGACCUACUAAAUUCACUUACAAUCCCUAAAAGGAAUGGAGCAACAGGAAUAAUAAUAUGGGGAGCUUCAAAUGAUGUUAACAAUGAAAAGAAAUGUAAAUCUCUGUUAAACUAUCUAAAUGGCGUUUUGGGACCUACCCUUAAAACAUUCUAUAAGACCAAGAAAAAACAACUGAGACGAAGGAAAGCAAAAAUGGAUGAUUUUUUUGACUACUUUGUGGGAUAACUUUUAGUCACGCCCAUAAUAAACUAUUUUUUUAAACUAAAUUUGUAAAUUAACUAGAUAUUAAGCGUUUAAAUUAUUUGUAAAUAAGUAAAUCAUUUAAUUUAUUAAAAACUAUCGUUUGUCUUUUUUUUUAAAAAACCCGCUAAACUACAGUUUCAUUAUAAAUUAUAAA
Messenger RNA from Adelges cooleyi (spruce gall adelgid), 1578 nucleotides. RefSeq names its product hyaluronidase-like. Bases 114 to 1406 code for a protein of 430 amino acids. NCBI's taxonomy places the organism in Eukaryota, Metazoa, Arthropoda, Insecta, Hemiptera, Adelgidae. The record is from RefSeq and is a predicted model, not a curated record. Gene Ontology annotation, biological process: defense response; carbohydrate metabolic process; hyaluronan catabolic process. The transcript has 6 exons. Gene Ontology annotation, molecular function: hyalurononglucosaminidase activity.